Molecule: messenger RNA, 1005 nt
Organism: Cutaneotrichosporon oleaginosum
Lineage: Eukaryota; Fungi; Basidiomycota; Tremellomycetes; Trichosporonales; Trichosporonaceae
Source: RefSeq, a predicted model, not a curated record
CACACAAUGAGGCUACACUUACCGCUACUCUUCGCAGCGCUCGCGGCGGCCUCCCCCAUCCCAGCACCGCAGCAGGCGCCUGCCACGACGCAGAACUGGAACGCGACGGCCUCUCUCCGGCCAACGACCUCCGGCGUCAACAGCUCUCAGCCGCCGUCCAGCAGCGAGAUGUCCGCGUUGAUACAUUCCAUCACCACUGAACCUCGUAACUCCAUUGGCACCCUUACCCAGAUAGUGACGAGGACCUCGGCCUCCAGCACAUGGCUUGAGACGAAGAAACACGUGUUCACAAUCCGGUACGGCACUUCCAGGCCGACCUACACCUCUAGCACUGGCCGGCCGCGGUCGGAAGUGAGCCCCGCCGUCAUCUUCGGCAUCGUCGGCAGCGCCAUCUUGUUCAUCAUCGCGCUUGCUGCUUGUUUUUUCCGCAGCCAUCGCAAGUCGCGCGAAGAAGCCAAGCUUUUCCGUGCGCAGGGGCGUCGCAUCUCAGGCGUGCCGCUCAUGGCCUCGUCUACAAACGCGAGCACGGCCACGGGCGCGGGAGCGUGGCCGCGCGGGCGCGAUACGGUGCGAGACGACGAUGUCGACCCCGAACUACCCGUGUACUCGCGCGAAGUGGAGGCUGGCGCGACUGAGAUCCGCGUGCCGUCUCUGCCGGAGAGCGCCGAGGGGCAUAGCACACCGCCAGCGUAUGUGUCGCCAUCUACGGAAACGGGGACUGCAGCGGGGUUACCGGCGUACACGUCCCCGACAGUGGCCGCAGGCCCCGGCCUUGCCGGGACACAAGGCCUGCCGAAUGCGGAGCAGGAGGGCAGAACUAGGACGACAGAGUUACCGGCAUACUCGUCGCCGACGGCGGCGGCGGGGCCUGGCAUCGCUGGGCGCCGGAGAGAGGGGGAAGCAGGGCAGGAGAGCAGCACAUAGAUGGCGUCACUCGGUUUGAGUUGGAAGUUGUCUAUAGUUUUACGCAGAAGUUACGCAGCGAUAUUCACAUUUGCAUGCCUU